AUGUUGAACUGGGCAGUGUUCUCUAUUGUGUGCACUGGAGUUGAGCUUGCUGCCACUCAGUAUCUCAACAGUAGACAAAGAGCUCAAUUGAAGAUCAAGACUAUACCCAAUUCACUUGCCGCCUACAAUAUAACAACACCUGAACAGUUUGCAAAGUCACAACUCUAUGGAUAUGAUAAGUUAGUGUUUAGCUCAGUUAACAAAGUGACUCAGUUCAUUCUGAGUGUACUAUCGAUAUGCUUCCAACUAUUACCAUUCCUCUGGACACUCUCCACCAACAUAUUACAAACAUUCAUCGACUCUGACAAUGAGAUACUUAUUUCAAUUGUACUGUUGUUAGUAUACUCUGUUAUCUAUACGAUUAUCGACCUUCCAUUCUCCUACUACUUUGCAUUUGUGUUGGAGGAUCGACAUGGAUUCAAUAAGAUUACAACAAAGCUCUUUAUUAAGGAUAAGAUUACUGUACUUUUACUUAUUACAGCAAUUGGAUCACCUAUAUUGGCUUGUUUGAUCUCUGUGAUUAAGUGGUCAGGUCCAUUAUUCUGGUUCUAUUCAUGGCUAUUAUUACUUGGAUUCUCAUUAUUGUUGACAACUAUCUAUCCAAUAUUCAUUGCGCCACUGUUCAACACAUAUACACCAGUCGAAGGAGAACUACUCCAGUCCAUAUUAACGCUUGCCAAGCGUGUUGAUUUCCCUGCCACCAAGGUGUACAUUGUUGACAACUCAAAGAGAAGUGGACAUAUGAAUGCGUACUUCUAUGGAUUCUUUAAAAACAAGCGUAUUGUAUUGUAUGAUACUUUGGUCAAGGAGUUAUCUCAUGAUGAGGUGUUGGCCAUCCUGUGUCAUGAGUUUGGACAUUAUAAGAAGAGUCAUACACUUCGAUUGAUGGCCUUGCAACAGGUAUACAUGUUAGCCUUCUUCUACCUGUUUGGACUGUUUGUCAACAACAUCAAACUCUUUAAUGACUUUGGUUUCGAUACGCCCAAUAUAUUCAUUGGAUUGCUAUUGUUCUCAAACAUCUACUCGCCAAUGGAUCAAAUCUUCACGUUUGUCUGCAACAUAUUCUCCAGAAUGAAUGAAUAUGAGGCUGACGAGUUCGCUACACAUCUUGGCUAUGAUCUUUCUGAUCCACUGGUCAAGCUGCACACCAAAGAUAGCUCGUCUCUCCUGGUCGACCCAUGGUACUCCACCUACCACUACACUCAUCCUACCCUCCUGGAACGAUUGAAUCAUUUGAAAUCCAUUACACGAAAGACAGAAUAA
Molecule: messenger RNA, 1263 nt
Organism: Acytostelium subglobosum LB1
Lineage: Eukaryota; Evosea; Eumycetozoa; Acytosteliales; Acytosteliaceae
Exons: 6
Coding region: 1-1263 (420 amino acids)
Biological process (GO): CAAX-box protein processing
Cellular component (GO): endoplasmic reticulum membrane
Molecular function (GO): metalloendopeptidase activity
Source: RefSeq, a predicted model, not a curated record